Molecule: messenger RNA, 1697 nt
Organism: Pecten maximus
Lineage: Eukaryota; Metazoa; Mollusca; Bivalvia; Pectinida; Pectinidae
Exons: 4
Coding region: 82-879 (265 amino acids)
Molecular function (GO): protein binding
Source: RefSeq, a predicted model, not a curated record
AUAUUAUAGCAUAAAACGCCCUUCCAACAAACUGAAAGUAGGGAUCUCCGAUAUCACUUCGACAGGAAAGCAGUGAGCAGUAUGGAUGACAUGAUUCAGCUGUUCGUUUCAUCUGGCAGUGACAAGAAAACCACAUUUAAGAUACAUAAAGAUGCAUCGAUUGAAGACCUCCUGAAAAAAAUCUGCGAAUGGAACGGGAUAGAAGCGGCAACCCAACGUGUCAUAUUUGCCGGCAAGGAACUGGCGAUGAGAAAAAAUGGGAAGAAAAUGUAUGUGUCUGAUUAUAAACUCCAGGACAGGUCCACGUUGUUCGUAGUGAUUCGGCUUCCGGGAGGAAAUGAUCCUGACCCACCACUGAAACCUAAACAGCUGGAUGAAGACGUUGAACGUACUGAUCUUCCGGACAUGAUAACCUGGGAUGAUGAUCCAGCUAAUCCACGUGCAAAAACGCCAUGUGGACAUGCCAUUGGUCCAGAGUCAUUGACCGCGUAUUGCAGAAGUUUGAUGUCAGCUGGACAAUGGCAAUUCCACUGUCCGUACACAGAUCGGAAAAAUUCGACAGAAUGUGGUCAGAUAUGGGAAUAUUCCAUAGUCAAACGGCUUGCUGUAUUAACAGAUGACGAAAAGAAGUAUUUUGAAACGAAACUAGCUCAAAACUACAUGCGAAAAUCUGCUGGAAUCCAGAAAUGCCCUAAAUGUACAGUAUUCUGCAUGAGGCAAAAUUGUAACGACAGGAGAGUGUUGUGUCUAUCCUGCAGCAAAAACGGUAAAAGGUACGAGAGUUUUGUUGGUACUGCCUCGAUGAUUGGAAAUCAUCUGGCACCAGUAGCUGUGGAAACACCGCAUGUACCGGUAAAGAUCCUAGGAUUAAGAUCCUGAAAACAGCUCAACGAAAGACCAUAAUCGGACUGGAAGGGUGCCCAUCAAUCCGAGCCUGUCCGAAGUGCGGUAUGGUCAUUCAGCAUACGAAGGCUUGUAAGCAUAUGACAUGCACAUGCGGUCAGCACUUCUGCUUCAUUUGCCUAAUUCCGGCAGGAACUGACGGUUCCUUUCGGUGUGGAGCAUACAACAAACCUUGCAACAUCGCUCCUAUCCAAGAGAAGAUCGACGAAUAUCAAGAGAAGAUCGACGAAGAUCGUAGUGAUCAACCGACCUCAACAGAAUCGUGGUGUACUGUCAUGUAACUGCUAACCGUUAAGCUUUGGAUCGUUUUUGUGAAUGACCAACCUCGCUUUGAGUACUCGUGGCUUUACUAUAAUGGUGUGAUAAUUAUGAAGACAUGUAAGUGUAAAUUGUUCUACAUUUUUGUAUAAUUAACAAGAAAAGUUUAGGAUUUAGAUAUUAUAUAUGCAUCUACCACUGAAUUAAUUGACUCUGAUUACUGCUGUGCUGUGACUUUGUCAAUAAUAAUCGAUGAGCUUUGCGUCGUAUUUGUGCAUGAAUAACCUAGAAUAUAUUACACACAAUGGAAAGUAAUCAUACUGUAAUGUGAUACCAAAUCAGCUUUCUACGUUAUUUCUCUGCGUUUCUUGAACUUGUGAACUAAUCAAACAUCAAACAGGAUAUCACAAUGAGUAAUCGUGGUUUUGCUAUAAUGGUGUAAUAAUCAUGAAGACAUGAAGUUCUAGAACUAUAUCUCAUAUAAUUUUCUUGUAUAAAGGUUCGUAUUUGGCUAUUAAAAUGAACUCAUCCACCAC